This is a messenger RNA of Lampris incognitus (smalleye Pacific opah), 2054 nucleotides long. It is a transcript of the gene ldhba, whose product is annotated as lactate dehydrogenase Ba. Gene Ontology annotation, cellular component: cytoplasm. NCBI's taxonomy places the organism in Eukaryota, Metazoa, Chordata, Actinopteri, Lampriformes, Lampridae. The coding region runs from base 176 to 1180 and encodes 334 amino acids. Gene Ontology annotation, biological process: carboxylic acid metabolic process. The transcript has 8 exons. The record is from RefSeq and is a predicted model, not a curated record. Gene Ontology annotation, molecular function: L-lactate dehydrogenase (NAD+) activity.
CUCCUAUUCGGAAGCAACCCUUUCAGCUCCGCUCUCCAUCUCUUCCUCUCUCUCUCUUUCUCUCUCUCUCCACCAGCCUCGACGACGCCAUCGGUCCGCUUGCCUCCUCCUCCCCUCCUCCUCGGAACCAAACGGAGAUCCUCACUUCGAGAAAUAUCUGCAGAAAUCUCUGAUCAUGUCGUCAGUGCAGCAGAAGCUCAUCACCCCCAUGGCCAGCGGACCCGCUGAGCCCCCCAGGAACAAGGUGACGGUGGUUGGGGUGGGCCAGGUGGGCAUGGCCUGUGCCGUCAGCAUCCUGCUGCGGGAUCUGGCUGAUGAGCUGGCUCUGGUGGACGUGAUGGAGGACCGUCUUAAAGGAGAGAUGAUGGACCUGCAGCACGGGAGCCUUUUCCUCAAGACCUCUAAGAUCGUCGCCGACAAAGACUACGCGGUGACGGCUAACUCCCGUCUGGUGGUGGUGACGGCCGGCGUGCGGCAGCAGGAGGGCGAGAGCCGCCUCAACCUGGUGCAGAGGAACGUCAACGUCUUCAAGAUGAUCAUCCCCCAGAUCAUGAAGUACAGCCCCAACUGCACCCUGAUCGUGGUCUCCAACCCUGUCGACGUGCUGACCUACGUGACCUGGAAGCUGAGUGGCCUGCCCAAACACCGCGUCAUCGGCAGUGGCACCAACCUGGACUCGGCCCGCUUCCGCUACCUGAUGGCCGAGCGCCUGGGCAUCCACGCCUCCGCCUUCAAUGGAUGGGUGCUGGGAGAGCACGGGGACACCAGCGUGCCUGUGUGGAGCGGUGCAAACGUAGCAGGAGUCAACCUGCAGAAGUUGAACCCCGACAUUGGAACUGACAUCGACAAGGAACAGUGGAAGGCCACACACAAGGCUGUGGUCGACAGCGCCUACGAGGUGAUCAAGCUGAAGGGCUACACCAACUGGGCCAUCGGCCUGAGUGUCGCCGACAUGACAGAGAGCGUCAUCAAAAACAUGAGCCGCAUCCAUCCCGUCUCCACCAUGGUCAAGGGCAUGUACGGCAUCAGUGAGGAGGUCUUCCUGUCUCUGCCGUGCGUGCUGAACAGCGGCGGGGUGGCCAGCGUGGUCAACAUGACCCUGACCAGUGAUGAGGUGGCCCAGCUGAAGAAGAGCGGCGACACACUUUGGGGCAUCCAGAAGGACCUUAAGGACCUCUGAGGGGACCCGGGACCCCCCCAUACUUCCCUACAGACCUCUGCCCAAUAGGAUAAUAGGGACACACUAGCACCAGCCAUGCCUACAUACAGGCACUAUAUGCGCGUGUAGACACACACACACACACACACACACACACACACACACACACACACACACACACAUACACCCACACUCCUCCUUUUCUCACUCCUCUCUUCCCUUUCACUGACACACUCUGUCACCCUAAAACAAAACACUCCCCUGUGCCCUUGCAGCUACCAGGCUGUGGUUGGUGUUUUACUGUUCGUGUUAUGAAAAAGCGGUGUAAAAAGACCCAGGGUGAAUUGUGUUACCUCCCACAGAGUCCUGUGUUGCAGCCAUUUUGGGCCAUGACCAAAAGUAACCAAUAGAAGUUGUCAUACCGUAGAUGGGUUCUCCAGUUAUUUGUUUUGCACUCGUCAAGUCAAGUUUAUUUAUAUAGCACAUUUCAUUUGACAGGCGUAGACUCAAUGUGCUUGAAGAUAAAAAGAAAAAAAACAGAAAGAAAAAAAUAGGCAAAGAUCAUACCUGACAAAAACAUGUGUCAUUCAUUUCACUCCCUGUGAGAAAUCACGCAAAGAUCCUAAAAUGAGAGGAAAAACGUGCCUCUUUCCUUUGUCUAGCGAUGGAAGCUUGUGGAAGGGAAUUAACCUGUAGAGAGAGCUAACUCUGCAUGAUUCGACUGAUCCGUGUGAAUUUCCUCUCAGUGGGAGAUGGAGAUACGACUGAAGAAUUGAAAUGUUCAAACUGGAUUGUUGUUCAAAUAAAAGGAAAAUCUGUAAACAUUGACUGUGAUUGUCACACGUGAUGUAAAUUGUGUUGGAGCAACUUAAUAAAUAUGAACCUGAUGAGCGAU